CCGGGAAGGCAAGGGGGUACCCUGCCCGGGAAGGGGGAGCCGAUACUCAUGACUGCGUCCGCCGCCGCAGCAGCCCACAGCGCUGCCCGCCUGCCCGCACCCCUCCCACCCCGCCGCCCGCUCUCCUUCCCCCGCCCCGCUGGCUCCGCGCCCGCCCCGCCUACCCGCUGCUGGCCGGUGUCCCGCUGGCCGCCUCGCAGCCCGGUGUAUGUGCGGCAACAACAUGUCGGCACCGCUCCCCGCCAUCGUCCCGGCUGCCAGGAAGGCGACGGCUGCCGCAUGGAUGGUCAGAAGCACUUGCAGGGAUCAAAAGCCCCCACGUAAAAUACAUUUGCCCACAUGCGCCAGUUAUGCCAGUGUCUUUGAACAUGAACAUGGCCAUGCCAUCAUGGUUUGAUAUCAUUGGACUUUCUCCAGAUUCACAGGAAGAUGAAGCUGGGAUCAAGCAGGCAGCAGAGAAUGUUAAAGCACUGAUAGAUCAAGAAGUAAAAAAUGGAAUUCCUUCUAAUAGAAUUAUUCUGGGAGGCUUUUCUCAGGGAGGUGCUUUGUCACUGUAUACAGCUCUUACAACCCACCAGAAAUUAGCAGGUGUUGUAGCCCUCAGCUGUUGGCUUCCUCUGCGGGCUUCUUUUCCUCAGGGCCCUAUCAGUGGUGUCAACAAGGAGAUUGCUGUUCUUCAGUGCCAUGGGGACUCUGACCCAUUGGUUCCACUAAUGUUUGGUUCUCUUACUGUUGAGAAGCUAAAGAGUAUGAUAAAUCCAGCCAAUGUAACCUUCAGGACUUACUCUGGCAUGAUGCAUAGCUCAUGUAUUGAGGAGAUGAUGGAUAUAAAACAGUUCAUAGAUAAACAUCUACCUCCUGUAGACUGAAAUGAUACGUGAGAAGCCUUCUCUAUACACACACCAGCAUCAACUGUGGUAGAGUGUUAAUCUUUUCAUAUGCCUGAUGAGGAAGCAUUACUUCUGUGCCUGCAGUGUUGCUACUGUGUUGCAAAUUUAUACUUAGGAUGAGGAUUAAACAAUACACAUGUACAACAAAGGAUAAUCUUUUUAGUAUUAAUCAUCCACUGGUGGGACUAUGUGCAUGAGGCAGGUGGUGACAAUGACAGACUGUAACCUGAGUACACUGCUUCAAGACAGCUGAGGGGGUUUGACUGCAGAAUUUUAAACUACUUGUACAAGUCACUGAAUUCAAAUGAGCAACGUAAAUGUGAUCAGUUUUACUCUAGACGUGAUUUCUACUUAAUACUCACUGAAAACAUAUUCAAAUACUUGCUUUAUGGGGGAAAUGCAUAAAGUACACAACAUGUAACAUAGUUGGCAUGUGGUGGUAGAGGAAAUGCUACCCAGGACAGAGCUUUAAAUGUUAAAUGUUAAUUGUUACUCCAUGUAAGGAGGGUUGUUCUAAAAUGGCUGGAAAUCAGUGAAGGUAUUUUUUACUUUUUAACCACCUCACUUUUUCACUCUUUUCAUCUAGGUAGAUACUGUGGAAACUCUAAAGGGACUCAUUCUGUGUUAGCCUAUCAUUUGUCACUGUUUUUGUUUUGAUUACUGUAAACUCAUGCCAAAUGCUGACUUGGAAUAGAAUUCUGAAGAAGUGCAAAGGGUUAAUUUGAGUUUCAUUAAAAAAUUGUUUUCAUACUGAA
This is a messenger RNA of Pogoniulus pusillus (Red-fronted tinkerbird), 1645 nucleotides long. It is a transcript of the gene LYPLA1, whose product is annotated as lysophospholipase 1. The transcript is spliced from 8 exons. Gene Ontology annotation, biological process: protein depalmitoylation. Gene Ontology annotation, cellular component: cytoplasm. Lineage: Eukaryota; Metazoa; Chordata; Aves; Piciformes; Lybiidae. Bases 351 to 869 code for a protein of 172 amino acids. The record is from RefSeq and is a predicted model, not a curated record. Gene Ontology annotation, molecular function: carboxylic ester hydrolase activity; palmitoyl-(protein) hydrolase activity.